This is a messenger RNA of Vombatus ursinus (common wombat), 1631 nucleotides long. RefSeq names its product ciliary associated calcium binding coiled-coil 1 (gene CABCOCO1). The record is from RefSeq and is a predicted model, not a curated record. Bases 2 to 889 code for a protein of 295 amino acids. The transcript is spliced from 8 exons. NCBI's taxonomy places the organism in Eukaryota, Metazoa, Chordata, Mammalia, Diprotodontia, Vombatidae.
CAUGGCAACAAAGGACGCUUCUGCUGCGAGCGUGAGCAUGGCCAGUCCCUCCUCAUCCCUGAUCCAGGAAAUUUCUGACAAAGACUCUCCAAAGAUCCUGACUUCAGAUUUCCUUUCAGAACUCCAAAUCAAUGAUCUGCUAAAUGAAAACAUACAUGGGGUUCAAAAAAAACUGGAAGGAUUCUUGAAUUUCCACAAACUUCCUACUUCCCUAAAGGAAGCCAUUCUGCUGGAUUAUUACACGUCUGGAUUCUGGUGGGCCAAAGACAAGAACUUCUCCAUCCCCCAACUGUCCAAAUUUAUGGCUCUACUGGACAAGUUGCUACAUAACCUCCAGACCCUACAUGCGUCGCUGGAAGAUAGCAUAAAGUUUCUGGGAGAAGUAAUGGCUGAAAUUGGACCAAAUACCAUAGAAAAACCCUAUAUGAAUGUCUUUAAUGUACAACAAGCCAACGAGAUCAUCGAUUACCUAAAGAUGAGCUUAUUUCAACACUAUAAGCUGUAUGAAUUUCUCUUCUUCUCUCCCAGGGAUGAAAUUGUGAUAGGAACGGAGAAAGUGAUAGAACUUGUCAAGUCAGCGGCUUCCCCUUUUCCAUAUCCCCUUGAAGAAGGCAUGGCAUGUGACAUUUAUUCGGCAUUUAUAGUGCCACCCCCAACAUCAACUCUCGAAGUAGAGGAUAUCGAGCAAAUCCUUUCAGAGGAGUCCCAGGUAGAAAGCGAAGCCACAGAGGUGGAUCCAUUGGCCAAUUUCACCAUCGAGGAAGUCAAGACUGUACUGGGUCAGAUCACAGAUGAAGUCAUAAGCAGCAUUCAGGCUGAGAUAAAUGAGAAGCUGCAGAUGCAGGAAGAGACCUUCAAUGUACGGAUCGAGAAACUGAAACAGGCCUGAGGAUGCCCAGGGAUAGGAGCCAGGCUGACAGUCAGAGAAAGCAUCAAAAGCCCAGAACACAAGACCAUCUCUAGAGCACCCCGUGCUCUCCAUUUAGUGAAGAAUCGUAGCCCAUAUCCCUUUUAUUUGAUUAUUUUGAUUUGAUUUGAUUAGGCACUCUCUUGGCCCAUCUCAGCAGCUGAAUCGACUUCACCCAAUAGAAACCAAACCUAUUUUAUACAUGAGGUUGCAGAAUUUUGUGUCAAAUAUGCCUAGUUUAGGGUAUAUUUUUGACAUUAAGAAGCAUAAACACACUUCUUCCAGGAAGAAACUUUUUAAACCAAAAAGAUAAAAAAAUGAAAAUAAUUCUAUUUCCAUUGACUGCUUCAGUGGACUUAGAACUUAUCACUGAAAGUGGAGAACUAGAGCCCCGAGGACCAACUCUUAUCGGACUCUCCCCCCUUCUGAGCCAUUGAGUUUUUUUGUUUAGACCUUACAUGUGUGAAGCCCAUUUCCUGAAAUUACAUAAUGUGUCUCUGAGCAGUUUAAUUCCUUCUGCUCUGUGUUUGUUAUUUCUAAUCUUGUUACCCUCUCCAGAGAAUACAUGACCUACACACACACACACACACACACACACAAAAGAGGAAGCGAUACGUAAGUGGUUAUUGAAGACCAACCUCAAUAGGGAUGAGAGAAGUCUUAAAUACAAAUUCUGCUUUGUGGAGCCGUGAAAAUUAACCAUUAGUGCCAUGAAAUAAUUGAA